AUUUCCUAGGAAUAAUUUUUCCGGCAACUUCUUUAUUAUAUAUACGAACAAGUCCCGCGUGGAAGUUUCCUGUUCAAGUCAAUGUCUUAAAACCCCACGAAGUCAGACGUAUUCCUGCUAGGCUGCUUAUAGUUUAUCAAUCCUCUCUAUAAAUUUAUACAUUUUUGCAGCACUACUAUAACAUUCCAAGUUUUGGCUGACGGAUUAUUACUAUCACAUAAUGGCCAAGAUGAAAAGAUUAGUCUUCAUUUCUUUGCUUCUUCUUCUGGUGAGCCAUCCAACACAUAGCCGUUCGAUCAGAGAAGACUCCAAUCUGGCAAUAUCUGAUGAUGAGGAGAGCAAGUCAUCGUCUUUUCUUGAAUGGAGCUACUUAUCGGCUACGACGGAGACGUGUGAGCCGACAUAUGGGUUCUUGCCAUGCUCAACCAACGUUUGGGGUCUGCUGUUUCUCAUAGUGGCGUACGAGUUCUUGCUUUCCCUCGGAGGGAGGUACGUCGCAACCGGGUCGGACCUGUUCUUCAAGAUUACCGGACCCGGUAUAUUCGGAGCCAGUUUGUUCCAGUUUCUUGGAACAAUCCCACAAAUUGUCUUGAUUCUCGUAUCUACGCUUUCCGGGAGUCUGGAGGCUGCUCAACAACGGGCCUCGUUGGGGAUGGGACUGGUGGCCGGAACAACCGUUAUGCUUCUGACGUUGAUAUGGGGCACUUCUGUUGUCCUUGGUAGCUAUGAUCUCUCUGCGGCUAUUACUAUUGAUAAAUCUGGAAGCCCGAAAAGUAAUCUAAAAGCAGGUUUUGGCAUUGUUACGGAUGUUGAAACAAGCUAUACUGCACGGAUAAUGUUGAUCGCGUUGGUUCCUUUUCUCAUCCUUCUGCUGGCAAAAGUUUUCAAUUCAUUGUCAGGGAGAAGAGUGAUUAUUCUUAUUGCUCUCAUCGUCACAUUCGUUUUGCUGUUUGCUUACAUUUUCUAUCAGAUAUUCCAGCCAUGGAUUCAGAACCGGAGAUUUGAGUAUUUGAUGAAUAAAUAUGCCAAAGACAAGCUACUGAGACUUUUUUCAACAAACGGAAAGCCUGAUACUCGAAAAAUACAAGAUCUGUUUAAUAAAAUAGACAAGGACGGUAGUAGAUCCGUAUCAGCAGCCGAACUCAGAGUUCUACUCUUGGGUGUAAAAAUGGAUGAUGAUGAUCUGAGCACGGACAGGGACGUAGAGAACAUCUUGGAAUCUUUUGAUACCUCCGGAGACGGACGUAUCAGUCAGGAUGAAUUUAUCAAAGGCAUGACCACAUUAGUUUCUGAUAUAUCCGAUCAGACUCCAGACCGUAUUAAAAUUGGCGGAGGUAGCAAUUCUCAGAAUAACAGUCAACUACAGCAGGGCUUGCUAACUAAUAGCACUGGGACAAGCACAAGCAAAUUACAAAGAGUUAGUAAUUCUUGGUUGAAUUACUCGAGGGCACUUUUCUUUGUAAUAGUUGGGACAGUCAUGCUAUGCGCGCUUGGAGAACCUUUGAUCAAGAGUGUUGUAGCUUUCUCUCAAGCUGCAAACUUGCCUUCCUUCUGUGUCUCGUACUUAGCUAUACCCUUUGCUUUGAAUUAUGGAGCUGCAAUUCAAUCAAUUGCUUCCGCCAGACAGAAGACACAGAAAUCCAUUUCUUUGACACUUUCAGCGCUGUAUGGUGGAGUGUACAUGAACAAUAUCAUGGGUCUGAUAGUGUUCCUGGCACCAGUUUAUGCACGGAACUUGCAGGCAGAUAGUUUUGCGGAAAUUCUGGUUGUUCUGAUAAUAUGCAUCCUCAUGACCUUAUUGACAAGCUUCCGUACCACGUUCCCUCGCUGGUUGGGUUAUCUUGUGCUGCUGUUGUACCCAAUUUCUCUUGCAUUAAUCUUUCUGGUUACUUCUGUUCUCAAUUGGUCUUAAAAGGCCAUGAUGGUACUAUUAUUGUAGCAAAUGAUGUACUUUUAUGUUUGUUCUGUACAAUCAAAACAAAUUUGUUGUACGACCAUUUUUUAUA
Molecule: messenger RNA, 2006 nt
Organism: Sesamum indicum (sesame)
Lineage: Eukaryota; Viridiplantae; Streptophyta; Magnoliopsida; Lamiales; Pedaliaceae
Product: sodium/calcium exchanger NCL1
Biological process (GO): intracellular calcium ion homeostasis; calcium ion transmembrane transport
Cellular component (GO): membrane
Molecular function (GO): calcium:proton antiporter activity; calcium ion binding
Source: RefSeq, a predicted model, not a curated record